AUGUAUUUUGAUGUGUGUAAGCUGUUACGUAUUAACCUUGCGCCAGGUUUCCUUUUUCGCUCUAUUUCAAAAUCUGGCGGAGUUUGUUUCAGCCAUUUGGAGUCUUCGGCGGCUCAAGCGCGAUUUAGUUUUUAUGUUUCCGCGCUAGUUGGGAAGUUAUCUAGUAGUCAUUUAACAGUUCAUGGGUUUCGCAGUGGGGCGGCUGUAUCUUUAGCAUUGCGAAGCGUAAGUCUCAGUGAAAUCAUGGACCACAUUGGCUGGAAAUCUAGUAAGACGGCGCUUCACUAUAUCAAACUUAAGCAAGUAGUGAAUCCAGCAGGCGCGGCGGCUAAACUAGCGGAUCUCCCUCUACAAGCGGGGCAGGACUACAAACAUCAGGAUCAUCUUGUGGGAUUCUCCCAAGCUUUUUCAUGA
Pocillopora meandrina is the source of this 414-nucleotide messenger RNA. The record is from the annotation of a GenBank genome assembly. Lineage: Eukaryota; Metazoa; Cnidaria; Anthozoa; Scleractinia; Pocilloporidae.